Eptesicus fuscus (big brown bat) is the source of this 472-nucleotide messenger RNA. It is a transcript of the gene PTPN18, whose product is annotated as protein tyrosine phosphatase non-receptor type 18. The record is from RefSeq and is a predicted model, not a curated record. Bases 44 to 349 code for a protein of 101 amino acids. The transcript has 3 exons. Lineage: Eukaryota; Metazoa; Chordata; Mammalia; Chiroptera; Vespertilionidae.
CUCCCCUCAGGCAAGAGUGUCUCCGUGCCCUCCAGUCUUCGCCAUGGCCGAUACAUAUGCGGUGGUGCAGAAGCGCAGGGCUACUUCAGGCCCCAGGUCAGAGUCUGGGGCAUGCAGCACGGAGGGGGCACUGCUCUACAGCCAUGUGACGCCGGGCACCCGCUGGCCUCAGGCACCCACAGAGGAGGGGGCACAGCUGGGCGGUGUUCCUGCUGACCCCAGCCCUACUGGGCCAGGCACAUAUGAGGACGUGGCUGGUGGAUCUCAGACCAGUGGUCUAGGUUUCAACCUACGCAUUGGAAGGCCGAAAGGGCCCCGGGACCCUCCUGCGGAGUGGACCCGGGUGUGAAUGCUGUGCCCAGCCUGCUUACGACCUCACAUGGGUGCCUGGACUGCUGAAGGUUGUGCUCUGCUUUGUGAAGUGUUGGGAAUGGAAACACUGGGCCUGGAUCAAAAUAAAAUUUCACUGAGU